Molecule: messenger RNA, 762 nt
Organism: Ceratosolen solmsi marchali
Lineage: Eukaryota; Metazoa; Arthropoda; Insecta; Hymenoptera; Agaonidae
Gene: ND-18
Product: NADH:ubiquinone oxidoreductase subunit 18
Exons: 3
Coding region: 106-687 (193 amino acids)
Biological process (GO): electron transport chain
Cellular component (GO): respiratory chain complex I
Source: RefSeq, a predicted model, not a curated record
AAUUAUUAUUUACAGUCUGAAUGUAAAUAGGUUAGUUACCUUUGGUUUCGAUCAGUUUUGUCCAAUUGUCUUAAUUUUUUAAAAUUAAAAUAGCAAAUAAUCAAAAUGGCAUCAAGGUCUUUAAUAGUUCGAUAUCUGAAUCAUCUUAGCAAUAACAAUAAGCAAUGCAAAAAUUUUUCGAUCCUUUCUGCACUGUGCAAUAACAAUGUCAAAGAUACGAAUUUAUUAAAGGAUGAAGAUUGCACAACCAUAGUUAAGGAAAGCACAGUGCCUAAAGAGAUUUAUAAAAAAGAAAGAGAAUCGCAGGGCUACAUCACAUUAGUAGGUGAAGUGAAUGCAGUUGAAUUAACUAGCGGUGUUUUAGCAAAAUACAAGCAAGUUAGAAAUGUUCUUAUAUCUCAACCAUCGAAGAAUGCAAUGCAGUCAGGAACGUACAAUCUUAACCAUUGGCAAGUGAGCUUCGAUGCUAGAGAGCGCUGGGAAAAUCCAUUGAUGGGAUGGUGUGCAUCUGGGGAUCCUUAUCAAGCGCUAAUCAUCAAGUUUACAACAAAAGAAGCAGCCAUCCAACACUGCAUAAAUAUGGGAUGGAAUUAUAUGGUGCAGAAGCCAAAUAAGGUUAACCCAAAGCCUCGUUCUUAUGCUGAAAAUUUCUCAUGGAAUAAGCGUACAAGAGUAUCUACAAAAUAAAUAAUAUAUGAAUUAAGAAAUUAGGUUGUUGAGUAUACUCUGUAGAUAGCAUUAAAAUAUGUGUCUAAUAAAUUA